Messenger RNA from Mustela lutreola (European mink), 966 nucleotides. RefSeq names its product RNA-binding protein 42-like. The record is from RefSeq and is a predicted model, not a curated record. The transcript has 3 exons. The coding region runs from base 16 to 591 and encodes 191 amino acids. Lineage: Eukaryota; Metazoa; Chordata; Mammalia; Carnivora; Mustelidae.
AGCAGACAUUCGGCAAUGUCUCUGUCAGCCCCGCCCUGUCCCUCCUUGCCUCUAUCUCUAAUUGGGCGCUGGCCUCUACUGGCCCCGCCCCUCGACGACGUGCGCUCGCUUCCCUCCGAGUCACGGCACCGAGGGGGUGGGAUCGGGCGGGGCAACGGCUCCCUAUUGUCAUGGAGACGAGAAGCCUGCCGCCGCGGAGGCGGGCAUAGCCCGGCCCAGGUGGCUGCCGGCGGGCCGGGAUUGAGGCGAGGCCGGGCGCCCGGGACGGCCGAAGUGGGAGGGAGCGCCGAGCUGGCCGGUGAUGGCUUUUCGGGCGGCCAAGGGGAGCUCGGUGUAGACCGAGUGGUCGCGGGGAGCUACCCCUCCCCGUUCCCUUCGCUCCCGCCUCUCGCGGCCCUUGUGCUCCUCAGCGCCCGCCCCCGGCUCCGCCCGCCGCCGCCGCCGCCGCCGCCCCUGCCGCCGCGGCUGCCCCUCGCGCUAACGGUCGGUAGCUGCCCGCGCGCGCCGCCCGCCGGGGGCUCGCGCCAGCCACGAGGGAGCGUCCGCGGUCCGCGCGCCCGCGCGGCGGAGGAGAGAAUCUACAGUUCAUAAUGGAGCUACUGUACUGGCUAUCGGAAGGAGGAGAUUCAGAAGAUAGGGAGUUGCAGAAUCGUACCACUACUUUCGGAGGGCAAUUCGAUAGUGUACGUAGACUGUAGCAUUAAGUGUUUGCAAAUGUUCAGUGCAUCCUGGCUAACAUGACAUCGAAAAGGUUUCAAAGUCAGCGGCAAGAGGAAAUACUCACCCCAUUACUAAGGUAUGAAAACACCUCCUAAAGGUAGCAUUUUUAAUUAGUGUACAUAAUUGAUUAGUUAGUGAUUUGUCUUCCCCCAAGCUGAAAGCAGCAUGGGGAAGUUGAGUGCGGUCAGGGAAGUCUGAGAUAUUAGGGAUUGACGGUGACAAUGAUCAUGACAGCUAAAUGGAUCU